UGAUACACGUGAACCCCAAACCCAAACUUUCUUUUUCCUUUUCCUGACGUGUAUGACUAUCAGUGCAGGCCACUUUAUAAUAAUAAUAAUAAUAACAACAACAACAAUUAUAGAUGUUUUCAUAUACAGAUAAAAUAAAAUACAAAAAUGGGUGUGAUGAAGAAAAUAAUGGAGGAUGAGGAGAAAUGGAAGAAGAAUAAGUUGAUAUGCUGCAGGCUGUUCAUCUCAGAAUCACGCAACCGUAAGGUUCUUGAGGCUAUUGAGAGAGCUGGUGGUGGCCUGCUGAGCAAGAGCAACAGUAGAGACGAAGAAGAAGAAGCUGUAAUUGUGAACAAGUUAGAGGACGAAGCUUACAAUCGUGUAAGAUACACAAUCGUUUCGUAUUGUUAUUACGACGUCGUUAAGGGUCGCGUUUGUAGUCCGCUUCGGCAGACAGUGAUGGCCAUGGUGGAGGCUGCUUUCGAGGCCAUAAACUUGGAGACUCAUUUGGGAGCUUACCCUCGUUUGGGCGUCGUCGAUGAAAUUCUUUUCCAUCCUUUGCCCAACGCCCAACUUCAUCACGCUGCUAUGCUUGCCAAGGCUGUGGCUCUCGACGUCGCCACUAAACUUCAAGUGCCAAUAUAUUUAUACGGUGCAGCACACCCAACGGGGAAGGCCAUUGACAUCAUCAGACGAGAGUUGGGUUACUACACGCCCAACUCCCCGGGCAACCAAUGGGCUGGGUGGACUAUACCCGAAGUUCUACCGCUCAAGCCCAAUGAAGGCCCAAUGUCCAUAUCCAAAGAAAGAGGGAUCUCAAUGAUUGGGGCACGGCCAUGGAUUGGGUUGUACAAUAUACCCAUUAUGACCACAGAUAUCUCUGUGGCUCAAAAGAUAGCAAAAAUGGUGAGUGAGAAAGGAGGUGGGCUUCCCACUGUACAAACUCUGGGCCUAAUUCAUGGUGAAGAUUACGCUGAAAUAGCUUGUAUGCUCUUAGAGCCCAAUAGGAUUGGAGCAGAUCAGGUCCAAAACCGAGUAGAAAUAUUGGGGGCCCAAGAAGGAUUGCAAGUGAAGAAGGGAUACUACACUGAUUUUUCAGCUGAAGAGAUUGUUAAAAAGUAUAUCAAUAUAAUCUCGACCAAAAAAGAUUCGACACAACAUAACCGUGUUGUAAAACAAAGGUCCAGAUUAUAGGACCUCUUUAUCAGCUUCAAUGUUUUUUAUUCAAUAAAGAAAAGUGAAGCUGGAUUAUGGAUUAUGUCUUCAUUGUUGUUUAAUAACUUUGGGAUCAAAAUCGUACAUUGAGGGAUAAUUAGAGGUAUUUAAGAAAUCUACAGUUUGUUUAUCAAAAUCA
Molecule: messenger RNA, 1333 nt
Organism: Cannabis sativa
Lineage: Eukaryota; Viridiplantae; Streptophyta; Magnoliopsida; Rosales; Cannabaceae
Exons: 2
Coding region: 148-1173 (341 amino acids)
Molecular function (GO): transferase activity; folic acid binding
Source: RefSeq, a predicted model, not a curated record